UGGAAAUGGCCCAGCUCGGCUCUGUCGUGGCAGUCGCUGCUGCCAUUCUUGCUGCCAUGAUCUUCUCGUCUGUACACAAGGUGGAAGAGGGUCACAUCGCUGUUUACUAUAGGGGUGGAGCAUUAUUGAAGGCAACGAGUGGUCCAGGAUUCCAUCUCAUGCUGCCCUUUAUCACCACUUUCAAAACUGUCCAGAAUACCGUCCAGACAGAUGAAGUAAAAAAUGUCCCUUGUGGUACAAGUGGUGGAGUCAUGAUAUACUUCGACAGGAUCGAAGUGGUGAAUUUCCUCAUUCCAAAUGCAGUGUAUGACAUUGUGAGAAACUACACGGCAGACUACGACAAGACACUGAUUUUUAACAAGAUCCACCACGAGCUGAACCAGUUCUGCAGCGUUCACACUCUGCAGGAAGUCUACAUCGAACUGUUCGAUCGGAUAGAUGAGGACCUGAAGUUGGCACUGCAGCAAGAUUUAACAGCCAUGGCCCCAGGCCUGAUUAUCCACGCAGUCCGGGUGACCAAACCCAACAUUCCAGAAACCAUUCGCAGGAACUAUGAGUUAAUGGAGAGUGAGAAGACCAAAUUACUGAUCGCAGCGCAGAAACAAAAGGUGGUAGAGAAGGAAGCUGAGACUGAACGGAAAAAGGCGCUCAUUGAGGCAGAGAAGGUAGCUCAAGUGGCUGAGAUUAAAUUUGCCCAGAUGAUAAUGGAGAAGGAAACGGAGAAAAGGAUCUCUGAGAUUGAAGAUGGUAUCUUUGUUGCACGGGAGAAGGCUCGAGCAGACGCUGAUUUCUACACAGCCCAGCAAGUGGCCGAAGCCAACCGGCUGAAGCUGAGCCCUGAAUAUCUGCAGCUUCUGAAAUAUCGAGCAAUUGCUUCCAAUAGCAAAAUCUACUUUGGGAAGGACAUCCCCAAGAUGUUUGUGGACUUGAGUGCCUUUACACCUGGAGCAGUGAGCAAAGCAUCAGAGGAAGUGAACACAGCGCCCGAGAUUGACAGCAUCCUGAAGGAGUUUGAAGGCAGACUAUAAUAAUGUGAAUGGUUUGGUGGGUACAGCGAGGUAGAAGUCACUGUGAGCUAGCUUGAAUAGCAUUGUGCUGCUUGAAAAAAGGAUGUGGUCCACACUCUUUCUUUUGUUUCCGACUCAUUCUGUCCCUUGACCAGAGCCCCUUCGAUUGGGUUUCCCCACAGUCAGACUGUGACUUGUCCAUCCGCUGUUUGAAAUGUACAUUACUCACCAGAAGUUGCAUCGUGACUCAUGAGAUGAUGGAAGCCAGUCAAGUCCGUUCAGGAAUGUACCUGGUCCCGUGCAAGGUAUUACAGCAGAAUUGCAGCUGCUGCCAAAGCUGUGAAGCCUUGCCUCACAUUCUGUUAAUGGUUUUGGGAACUAUGCUCAUGUGUGUGUAGGAGAGAAUGAGAGAAUGGGGUGACGUGAUACUUGAUAUGUGGACUGGUGAAAGGCUACAGAUAGCAUUGGCACCAGGUCAAUUUUCCUGAGAUUAUCUGGUCUAUAGCAAGGACUUUGAUCCAUCAGCCUAGUUAUCCAGGUGCAUACUCCCCAAUCAAACACUAAAUAAUGGACGUGCACACAUAUUCCAGCUUCAGGGACAAACGCCUUUGCACUGUGUUCUCUGGGUCCAACAGGUGAUUGCACCAAUGACAUAAUGAUUUUUGAAGGGUUCACUGAAUGUUAACUGCUGUGUUUAGCCCAGUUUUUGUUUAUGCAGCAAUCACUUGGCGACUCAGGUUAGGAGUUGUUUUGUCUAACUCUUGGCUCCCCCUAGUAUUUAAACCAGACACCCUGAGCCCCUUCCUUUAUAUCUGCAGGGUGGGUAAUCAUCCGAAACCUUCAAAGAUGUGGUACCUGAGGUAAGCAGAGAGUUUGUGGGAAUCUAAACCCACUUAUCCUGUAAAACAGGUUAACCCUACAGUUCCCUUUAGCCUUGACCAUUUGAUUUCAAAUCCAAUAUACCUCACCACAUAGGGCUUAGUGAAUGUAGCUGACCUUGAGGGGGAGACUGUCCUUCACUCCUCACGAUGGAUAGAGGAGUAAAUUACAGAAGCUCUUUUUUGUGUCAUAUGCCUGCUGCUGGUCUACACGUGACUUGAGAUAAAAUGAAUUAGAUUUUGUGAUGAGGGUGGAAGGAGCUUUUUUCCUUUAGGGAGCAAUUGCUAGUCCUCAAUUUGACUUUCUGUCUGAUUGUGUCGGUAAAUCAUUGGCACAUGAAUCUGUUUUAUUAGCAAGGGAACUGCAAAUGGAUCUGCAUGUCCUGACGCAGAAACCUUGAGGAGUCAUAUUCCCCUCAGCACUCUCUGGCUCUUGUACACUGACAUGUUGCUGCUGUACACAGGCCUGAUUCUGCUUUCAGUUCAUGGGUCAGAUGGUGCUUAGAGUCCCUAGGAAUACAGAGAUUAUGAGGUGCUGCCAUUAUUUCUCAACUGGAUCGAGAAAGAUGAAAUCCCUGUGAAUGAUAGUUUGAGACUGCAUAAUCAACACGUGUGUGAGUGUGUGUGUGUGAGAGAGAUCCACCCUGCCCAGCUUCCCUCUGACACAAUGUGAGCCCUGUGCUGACUCAGACAGUUUCGUGAUUUGUGCCGUUGUUCUUUGUUCCAUAACAUUGCCCCAUAUCCACACUCGCUCCUGCGCUUCCUGUUCCCAGCUUUUGGUUUCUCACAACUCAGUAAAUUGGGUGACUUGCCUGGGUUUAAUCACAGCAGUGUAGUUAUCAGAGGGAAAAUGAGAAGGUUUAAGAGCAGCCGUUAUGAUGGAGGCCCAUACAAGCCAAACUGAAUCCAUGUGGUUUGAUUCCAAGCAGAAAGUAUGUACAAUGUCGUAAUCUCCAAAGCGUGUCGAGUUGGCUACAGAAUUGUUUUCUUGCUGUUGGGCAGAUGAAUAUGAAAUUGAUAUCUUUGUGUUUUUAGAAUGUGAAGAGCAAAUACUAGGAAGGUACGUGAAGCACUUUGGGUUGUGAUUACGAGGAUGGUCUUUCUAAUCAUUGGCUUUAUAUAACUGCCACAGAGCUCAACACCUCAACCUAGCAAGUGAAACUGAAUCUGUUGAUUAGACAGCUCAACUCCCUGAUCAGGAAAUAUUGAUUGAUUUUCUGUUUUAAAACUUCCACGUUAUUUAUUACAAUGGGAACCACCUAUGUAAACAUGUCACAUUGUAAUUACACCCUCGCACCAGUGGAGGCAGUGCAGUGUCUCCAUCGGCAGGAAGAUAAUAUCAUUGUUGUGACAUGCUUCCAAAGGCAACUGCUGUGAUAAAUAGGAAUGAGAAUUAGGAUUCUCUAAAGAAGCAACUGAAAAAGAGAAAUUGUGUCUGUCUAGAUAUGUUCACAGUUAUUUCCCAACUGCCCCAUAGCCAUCGUGUAAAACUGUUUCAUUUGAAAUGCUGUUUUAUUUUCAGAGAAUGUGAAAGGAUCUCUGUGGGUGGAAAGUCACCAAGCUUGUCUCAAACUGACUGCACAUUGCUGAGGGAAGCUGAUACAUUGCUGUUAGCCUGUAUUGUUGCAGACCAUGUGUGAGUGCAGCUCUCAGAGGAAGUCCUGAGGAAUUGGGAGGAUCUCCCACAUCAUGUCUUUGUAAGAACAUCAAGCCUUUGGUUCAAAAUUGAUGCCACCUUCCAGUCCUGUUUCUUAUCAGCCCCUGGGGUGACUAACGGUGGGAUUGAAAUUGAGAAAAUUAGACCAAUGCUGUGUUUCCAAAACGCUAUCUUUAUCCCUGAAGGAAAGUUCUGAGCAGGAUUCUUUGAGUCCAGUGGGCUGGUGAAGACCAUGAGACUGGGGUAAUGCAGAAAGUGCUUGUUUUUGUUUAGAGCCCACACUAGUUUGCUCAGAAAAGAUAAUUGAAUGUGAUGUGAGGUGUGUGUGUUUUUGUUAAAUGAGUGCAAUGUCUCCAGGUAGAGCUCUUGCCCACUGUGAUUUUAUUUGUUAAUUAUUCCUUGUGUGCAUUUGAAAUGUUGAAUUUUUGGGGGAAUUAUUUUUUUGUAAAACUUGAUCUGUUAACUUUUCAGUGUCCUGAUAACCCCAAUAAAAAAAAGUGAUGCCUCAA
Stegostoma tigrinum is the source of this 4051-nucleotide messenger RNA. RefSeq names its product erlin-2. The coding region runs from base 6 to 1028 and encodes 340 amino acids. Gene Ontology annotation, molecular function: ubiquitin protein ligase binding; cholesterol binding. Gene Ontology annotation, cellular component: endoplasmic reticulum membrane; endoplasmic reticulum. The record is from RefSeq and is a predicted model, not a curated record. Gene Ontology annotation, biological process: SREBP signaling pathway. NCBI's taxonomy places the organism in Eukaryota, Metazoa, Chordata, Chondrichthyes, Orectolobiformes, Stegostomatidae. The transcript has 11 exons.